Molecule: messenger RNA, 2328 nt
Organism: Thermothielavioides terrestris NRRL 8126
Lineage: Eukaryota; Fungi; Ascomycota; Sordariomycetes; Sordariales; Chaetomiaceae
Exons: 4
Coding region: 1-2328 (775 amino acids)
Biological process (GO): phospholipid metabolic process; arachidonate secretion; lipid catabolic process
Cellular component (GO): extracellular region
Molecular function (GO): A2-type glycerophospholipase activity; calcium ion binding
Source: RefSeq, a predicted model, not a curated record
AUGGCGACGACACUGCUAUCUCUUCUCGGAGCCGCCGCCCUGGCCGGCCGGGCCUCAGCCGUGUGCAGCCGCGGCGGUUGCAUUGCCGACAGCUGCGCCCGUGCCGUGCGCUUCGACACGACCCUCGUGCCCAGCGCAUCCCGCGUUGCCGACUGCAGCUCCUUUCUUGAGGUCACCGCCACUCCGUCUGCCUCAACGGUCUGGGUGACCGAGGACCUCGCGGCGGCCACCGUGACGGUGACGUCGGAGCUUGUGCAGGUGGAGAGACGCCAAGUGACUGCGCAGUCAGCGUCCCCCGCGAACACAAUCCCUGCGUACGCCAGCGCUUGCUCCGUGGCUUCGCGGUACAGCAGCGCUUGCUCGUGCUUCGGCGUCACGGGCGCGACCGUGACCGCCGCGACUCCCGUCGUCACAUCCACCACCACGGUUGCCACCACCGUGACCGAGGUCGACUAUGAGAGCCCGCCCCUAGCCUCCUCGUCGGUCGUGUUCCCCAGCGACGACAGCUGGACGGCGACCUACACGUACAGCGAGUACACGCUGCCCGUCUUCACGUCCGCACCAGACCCGACGAUCGACAUCACCUAUCCUACCCCGAGCACGACCUGUCUCCUCGACGCCACUCCGACGGGCGACUCCUUUUAUCUCCUUGCCCCCAGCGCCGGAUACAUGUUCAAGAGAGACAGCGGCUUGGGCCCCGUGGACCCUCCGGCCGACGAGGCUGCGGCGGAAGCCCUCAUGGCCAACUGGAACCCCCCAACCUUUGAGUUCCAAGUCGCGCAAGAUGCCGCUCCUGGGCUCUUCGACCUUGUCGUUCAUGACGGUACGGACUCGGCCCUCUACGUUGCCCUGGACGUUACUUCCGGCGAAGUUACCCUGGUGUCCUCGUCGACGAACGGCCAGGUGCAAGACGGCAGGUGCACGACCGUGUUCGGUGUUUCCUGCAAGGGCUCCUUGAUCGUCGAGUACGGGUCGACCAGCUAUGUGUGGACAGCAACGAACAGCAGCACCAUCGCCACGCCUGGCACCCCUCCGGCCAACAACACGACGCCGCUGAACACCAUGGUGCUGCUUCCCACGCGGCUGGCGACCCCGUUCAGCCUGAACGCCACGGUGUCCAAGCGGCGCUCGUCGCGGCGGGCCUUGUUCAAGAGAGACCACUCCCAGGACGGGGUCGCGCCGCGCUGCCCCGGUUUCCCGUACGGUACCGUGUAUGCGGCCUCUAACGGCGUGUCUCCCAGCCCCCCGAACGGUUGCGGGCCGGACGGCGAGUGGUAUAGCUCGCUCAUUCCGAACCUGGACUUUGGGGGCUGCUGCAACUCCCACGACACGUGCUACGACACCUGCAGCGAGUGGUUCGAGGACUGCAACGACAAGUUCCACUCGUGCAUGCUCGACACGUGCGCCAGCAAGUACGACCACUGGUACAACUUCUUCCUGCGCCCUGGCUGCGAAGCCGCGGCCGACUUAUACUACUGGGCCGUGACGGGCGAGACGGCGCAGUCGCACUUCCAGUCCGGCAGCAAGGCCGAGUGCUCGUGCAACUGCGCCGACGGGAACUCGGCCGUGUGCACACCAGGCGGCAUCUGCCAGAAAGUGCGCGGGCCCGGGGCCAACGACAGCGGCAACUGCGGCGGCUGCGGGCGCAACUGCGGGCCCAAGGCGCACUGCCAGGACGGAAACUGCGUGUGCAACCCGGCGCCGCCGACACCGGACCAGUGCGGCUCGCUGUGCCUGGACUUCAUGACGCACCCGCGCAACUGCGGCGGCUGCGGCAACGUCUGCGCCAGCGGCUACUGCUACGAGGGCGCGUGCUUCACGCCGCCGGCCCACCCUGACCAAUGCUACCCCGUCGACGCGGUGCGCAACGGCGAUUUCAGCAACGGCACCGCGUACUGGACCACCGUCGGCGCCGAGCUGGCAGAAGCCGUCUCCGGGUCGGUUCCUUUGCCGACUAUCUCGGGAAAUCCCCCGCCGAGCUACCUCGUCAUAUUCAUGGAUUGGAGCACUGAGGCCGUCAUCUCUCAGACCGUCCGCAUGUGCCCUGGGGUUCAGUACCAGCUGGACUUCCUGGCCGCCGCCGCCAGGACCUUCGGCUUCACGAUCACUCUCGGCGGCCAAGUUGUCGUCGACCACUCGCCCAUCUCCAAUACCGGAGGGUGGUUCUCUCAGGGCCCGUUCGACCUCCCUGUGCUUGCUGCCGGUGAGGCUGGGACCACCCAGGGGGACGACUUUUUCCUCGAGACUGAGCUGGCCAUUCACGCGCAGGGCCCGGACGUUUCGGUAGAUAUGAUUGGGUUGGGAGCCAUCUCGAUCCAUACUAUUUAG